Aspergillus tanneri is the source of this 285-nucleotide messenger RNA. RefSeq lists its product as uncharacterized. The record is from RefSeq and is a predicted model, not a curated record. Bases 1 to 285 code for a protein of 94 amino acids. NCBI's taxonomy places the organism in Eukaryota, Fungi, Ascomycota, Eurotiomycetes, Eurotiales, Aspergillaceae. The transcript has 2 exons.
AUGUACGGUGAUAAUGCCAUCGCGGUCGUCGAUCGUCAGGUCCUCCACAUUCGCUCAAACUGCUGUUACGAUGCCGCUUGCUUCCCGUCCAAGACGUCCUUCCUCAUGAAUACUAACCUGGAUGAGGCCCGUGGCGAGGAGAAUGUCUUUGAAAUUCGACCCAAUGGCUUGCGCCUUGAUCUGUGCAGCGUUCGGUGGGACCUCAGAGAGUCAUUUUUUGAUGGCCUUCUGAAGGUAACUGCUGGUGGUGGCAUUGACGUUGUCCUGAAUUUUCUGGUAGGGUAG